UUUUCAACCUUGUCUAUGGCACUUGGCACAAGUGCCCGAGUGAAGUUCAGUUUUGACAGUUGUAAUAGUGGUCAUCUUAUAUUUUUUACCUCCUUGCAUUUUGAUACAAAAUAUUUAUUUAUUCGCAAAGUGGUAUUACGUGAACAAGAUGAAAAUAAGGGCCCACGCAAUUCGAGAACGGUGGAAUGCGACCCGCUAGCUCAAACUGAUAUGUCCACAACAAGAAGCGCCGUGAACGCGAUCCGCGCCCGCCGGGGCCACAAGGAGCGCUCCAAGAACUUCACCGAACUGGAGAAGAGGACUGUGUUGGAGCUGAUCGCGCGCCACCGCGACGUUCUGCGCCAGGGCCGCUCCAACAACGCCACCAACCGGAGCAAACAGCUGGUGUGGUCCACGAUAUGCGAGGAGGUAAACAAGCGCUGCGGCGGCGAGCGACCUCGCACUCCUGCGCAGGUCAAAAUGUGGUACGAGAACUAUAAGAAGAAAUGCAAAAUGCGCGCACACGACUCGCAGCCACCUCAACCCGACGCGCCUGGCUUACUGGACGGCAUGCUCUGGCAGAACAUUCACCCGUUAGAAGUUAAAGAUGACGACGAAGCAGCCACCAGUGAGCAAGGCGCGCACAGCGUGAAAGACGAUGACCUACCCGUUAACAUGACCAACGGCCGACUCUCAAGCACGAACGACAGCGACGACACGACCCCCAACCCCCUCGAGCCGCACGUCACCAUCAUCCCCCACUCGCCCUCCCCCAAACUACCCCACCCCCUCACCAUACCCCUCCUCAACCCUAUAGCGAUGGAGCAGGCGCGGUUGCAACAGGACUUCCUGAUAAAGUUGAACGAGUUGUCGAAUACGCCGCUCAAUUUGAGCCAUUUGGAGGGGAGAAAUGGGGAUGUUAAGGAUAAAGAGGAAAAGGAGGGGGGGAAUGCUACGGAGGAAGAGAGAUUAUACUUCACCGCAAAACGCCAGCACGCCAUAUGGGAGCACGAAGCCAAAAUGAAGAUCCUCAACAUGGAGCUCAAACAGAAGGAGGAAAUCUUUUCACUGCAAAAACAACUUUUUCUCAUAGAGCUAAGGUUGAAAAUGGAUUUCCUUGAAAAGGCCAGUGGUAAAUAAGGGACUGAGCAUGCUGUCACUGAAAUUUGCCAAAAUGAAAUUUAACCCUUUCACCGCAAGGCGUCUAUAGACGCGCACGGUUACAGUUAACCUUUGCGUUAUAUUUAGGAGUGGUAUUCAAAGGGUUAAAAUACUUUUCUUCCGCCACUGUCUUCGAUAAGUGACAAUGAAUGUACAUUUUAACACUUUCGCUGCCGUUUAUGCCGGAGCCCCGUUUAUGAAUACACAUACGUGCUUUGGCAGUGAUUGUGUUAAAAUGCACCUUAACGCAAUGUUAUAAAGAAUAGAUUUGCGUGUAGGCGGUUUAUAGGUUAUUUUUCUAUUGAACUCUUAUGCCUAGCAAUGAUUUAAUAUGAUUAUUCAUAAAAGUCAAACAUAAGUGACGGCUUGCAAGGGUUCAAAAGUAUUUGAGAUUUAUCAUGGCUUCCUACUGUCGCACCAAUAAAAGUCUGCAGCGGAUUUGAUAGCCCACGCAGCGUAAGUGUUAUUUAUACGUCAUAAUUUCAUAGAAGCUUCACGUUUAAAAUGACACUUGCACUGCAUGGGCUAUCAAAAUCGCUACAGACUUUUUACGGUCUGACUAUAGCUAUUAGACAUAUGCGCCGCUGUCCAUAAAUUGAUCAAUUGAUGUUAUAUUUAUUCAUUAAACUCCCCCUCAUUCAUAAAACUUUACGGACCAGAUUUAGUUAAAUAAUGUUUUAUCCCUUUCUCACAAAUACAUAAGUCAAAAUGGCAGAUAAAGACAAAACGAUUCAUAGCUAAUUCAGGCCGGUAACGCGUUUAUGAAUAACACCAGUAAUGUAUUACGAAUUUUUAAUAGUCUGUCUACGACACGGCCAUCCUGUCGUUCUGCACGUCCCUGUGUGCUUACUCUUGUAAUCAUAGAAACGAAAAUGUGUUCCGAUUAAGGUCCCAUAUUGAAUUGAACGAUUGUUUUGAUGGGAAAGCCAGGAAAAAAAUAGACCUAAAUCAACCCACGAGUUAUAAACUUAUAAAACUUUAUUUUUACUAGCAUAAAAAAUGUUAAUCGACGCAUAUGUCUACUAGCUACUCACAUGGCGUAACGUCAUUUUUUUAUUUUAUUAUAGCAAUGCAAUCUAGUUAUAAUGUGCCAUUUUCUCAUAAGUUUCCCUAUUAUAUGAAAGGCAUACAAUGACUGAAGUGAAACACUUUUCUCUUAAUUCGCUUCAGUCAUUUUAAAGUGAUAUUGUCAUAACUUCGUUUUUUAAUGUGCAAUAAUUUUACUAUUGACAGCAAUAAUGUAUAAUUUGUCUGUUAAAGGAAAGUUAGGUAUACGAGGUGGUAAUAUUCGGUGCGGUUUGUAUAUUGACAGUAUACUUUUUUUUUAAUACUAUAGCAAUUCGAAAGCUAGACAUUGAAAGGGUUAUUUUUUAUAUGAUAUUUUACUUUUAAACUCUGUAUAUACGCUGUGUUACCUUUAGGUGAAAGAAGCCAAAACAUGUGAAGUAAGUUGUGAUGCACAGUUUAUGGUGUCAUUAUUUGGAAUAAUUGUACAAAGUACAAUACAUAUACAAUAAAUAAAUACAAAUACAAAUAUUUUAAAAGUGUUUGGCAAAAGUUUUUAUUCUUAUUUUAGACAAAUACGCACCGAAUGGGUAAAAAAAUGUGAUCAAAAAUAUCGUUAUUAUUUUUUCUAAUAUAUUUUCGCAUAGCGUUUUAUUUUGUAACGAUUUUACUUUUUAGCAUAGACGUAUAAUGUUCUUAAGCAACCAUUUUCCGCCAUAAUGUUGAUUUUUAUAGUAUUAUAUUUUAUAUAUUUUUUUAAGGCAGCUUUUAUUAAAAUUGUAUAUUUAAAAUGAGAAACUGCCAAAUAAGAUAGCGGAUUUGUUACUUUUUAGUACUUAGAAAUGUUAAGUUUUCAAUAUAUUAUACAGGCCGUCUAUCGAAUUUAAAUAUCGACAGUUUCAAAACAUUUUGCUACUUAAACACCAACCACCAAACCAUUUUUUUUCUAUAAGAAUAUGGACUAUAUUUAAGGACUUACGAACAGAAGGAAAUAAUGAUAACCUCAAAAAAUCUUAUGAAAAUAAUAACUACCAAAAAGUUUUUGCCUGUUGAUGUUUAAUAUGGGUAUUCGUACUUUUGACAAAAUAACGUGAAAUUUAGUGAAAAUACAAAGUGAAUAUACCUAGUCUAAUAGUUAUGUGAAGUAGUUAUCAUAAGAAAGUAUUUAUUAUGAAUAAGUACUGUAAAUGUUAGGAAAAUUGGCUAAUUGUACUAAUGGUAAUUAUGAUAAUUGCCUUUAUUGACAUCGAAGGUUAAGGCAGUUAUUUUCCUUGUUUUUGGUUAUUUUUUGAGUGCCAAGCGUCUACCACAACACAAGUUAUUACUUACACCAAAGUAACAUAAUGUUUUAUGUAUGUUCGAUUAUAAAAAACUUUUUUUUUAUAUGCUAAAUGCUUAGAAAUGGCUAAAAAAGUAUAAAAUUAUACUUUGCAGACUUAUAACAGAAAUACGAAGAUGUUUGGACGUCAAAUGACGUCUUGAAGGCGUGUUUCCAUCGACGUGAUAUGACGUUCCUGGCGCUCAAAAGCUUAGAUAUGCGUUUGAUUUAUAUAUCCAUAGAUAUAGCUAUUCGUAACGCAAUUGUUCGGUUCGAAAUUUUAACUACUUCAAAUAACUAGCAUCUCACAGUCCAAUUUCGAUAUCAUUUUUCGGUUUUUUUUUGUUGGGCUGAAAGGUGCUGCAGUCAGAAAAUGUGCCAACACAUAAAAUUGUUGAUAUUUACAUAUCAAAUAUCAACAAUUCUUACGAAAAAGUAGUUAUUACAUAAAUAAGUACUAUGUGGGUCUUUUUGUAGGUAACCAGCGCUUUAAAAGUAUUCAAAGUCUAAUGUCACAUAUAUAUGACAAGUGUUGGAUUGGAUUGGACCCCUAAAGACCCUCUAAUAACGUUUCACAAUAUGUGCAAACGUAUUAUUAUAGAAGCAAAAUACGUAAAAGCGUAGCUAAAUAUGUAUUAAGUAUUGUACAGUAUGAUAUUAUUUUUUGUAGUUACUAUUAAAGUUAGAACGAAAUAAAUUUACAGUACAAAAAAAGUAAUUUUCAAUAAAAAGAUACCUCAUGUUAACAGUGUAUUGUAAUGAUAAAAAAUAGUUGAAUAGUUGUUAAAAAAAGUGAAAUUUUAGAUCCAUUUUUGAUGGGGGCGACCUACACCUACCAUUUUUCAGUUUUAUUUUAAUUUUAAUAAUAUUAUGUGUCCAAAAGGGUUGUCAUAUAUUCUCCAUCGUAAUAAUAGACUAACAUUUUUUUUCACCAUCAAGACAAAUUUAUAUUUGCGGUAGGAAGAAUCAUUUCUUGAUAUUAAAAACACGCAGUUGUUUUUUCUUAUACGCAAAUAUAAAAUUGUCGUGCUCAUUAAAUACCAUAGAUAAUAAACUUUGCUCAAUGUACCCUGGCAACCCUUUAAAAUGUAUUAGAACGUUUCAUAGCAAUAAUUUGGCAUCAGUUGGUAUGUGAUGUUUUUAAGUAAGAUCUCAGUACAGUAAAUAUUAUAAAAUGUCGAUAAAAGUUACCAUUAUAUUGUAAACAACAUAUAUUUUAAUUAUAGAAAAAUUACUUAAGUUGCAAUAAUGUAUGUUUUUUUGGUUCGUCUGACCAAAUACUCUACUUAUGUUCACGAACAAAAUAUAUUCAAGGGAAGCAGAGUACCUUAGUUGACGGUUUCGUUUUAAUGUUUAAUGUCAGUUUUUUUUUAAUAUAGUAUGGUGACUUUUGACGACAUAAUCCAUUUCAGUGUUAAUUGCAAGUAUUGAAAUUCUUUUGUAAUAUUCUAGUUGUUUUAAACAAUCUGACAAUUCGAUAUUAUUGAAAUUAAUAAAGAAUUUAUUUUCUGUU
Cydia fagiglandana is the source of this 4976-nucleotide messenger RNA. RefSeq lists its product as uncharacterized. Bases 16 to 1119 code for a protein of 367 amino acids. The transcript is spliced from 7 exons. NCBI's taxonomy places the organism in Eukaryota, Metazoa, Arthropoda, Insecta, Lepidoptera, Tortricidae. The record is from RefSeq and is a predicted model, not a curated record.